AUGCUCGCUCUUUGGGCUACUCCCGAACGAGCUGCGCUUCGGAAGCGACAUCGUGAAGCGUGUAAUAUGGUCCUCUCUCGACCACAUCAUUUACCGGUACUUCAAAAAGAACAUGAACAUGAACAACAGCAUUUACAGAAGCGCCAGUUUGAGGCCAUGCACAGCUUGAUCACAAGAAUAAUUCACGCACUGGAUGGUCGUGUUAUGGAACAGCAAACUGCUCUAGAACGAACCGGAUGUUCGGUUUUCGUGCGAACCACCAAUUCCCGAUUGAUUCGUAUCCAGAUGCGUGUUCUGGACUGGAUUAUGCAGCUGUCUCGUCACCCAUUGCCGGAUGAGCUUCGUCGUUGGCCCCGGAGCACCACAACUUCCGCGGGUGGUUCGACCAUGUGGCCACUUUAA
Echinostoma caproni is the source of this 402-nucleotide messenger RNA. The record is from the annotation of a GenBank genome assembly. Lineage: Eukaryota; Metazoa; Platyhelminthes; Trematoda; Plagiorchiida; Echinostomatidae.